AUGUCUUCUCGUAUUCUUGGUUCACAACUUACUAAUUCCAUUAAACGUAUUGGUGUACGUUUUGAAUCUACUGCUACUGCUAGCAGUUUCCAAGCAGAACGUGAUGCAAUUAAGCAUCAUGCAGUUGAAUCUGCUGCUACUUGGAAGAAGAUCUCCAUCUUUGUUGUUAUUCCUGCACUUGCUGCAGCUGGGUUCAAUACCUAUAAUCUUUAUCAUGAACACCAAGAACAUCAAAAACAUCAUCCCAAAGAAUGGGUCAAGUACCCUUAUAUCAACUUCCGUGCUAGAGAUUUCUUCUGGGGCAAAGAGUCUAUUUUCUUCAACCCUAAGGUCAACCUUUCAGCCACUGACGAUGAAUAA
Cokeromyces recurvatus is the source of this 360-nucleotide messenger RNA. Its product is annotated as cytochrome c oxidase, subunit VIa. Gene Ontology annotation, cellular component: mitochondrial inner membrane. The record is from RefSeq and is a predicted model, not a curated record. Gene Ontology annotation, biological process: mitochondrial electron transport, cytochrome c to oxygen. Gene Ontology annotation, molecular function: enzyme regulator activity. NCBI's taxonomy places the organism in Eukaryota, Fungi, Mucoromycota, Mucoromycetes, Mucorales, Mucoraceae. The transcript is spliced from 3 exons. Bases 1 to 360 code for a protein of 119 amino acids.